Messenger RNA from Didymodactylos carnosus, 753 nucleotides. The record is from the annotation of a GenBank genome assembly. Lineage: Eukaryota; Metazoa; Rotifera; Eurotatoria; Philodinida; Philodinidae.
AUGUCUAACCCGAAACCAGGAGCUAAAAUUCAUAUUAUUUAUUACUCAAUGUAUGGACAUAUAGCUCAAAUGGCUAAACAGGUUUUGAAAGGUGUGGAAGCAGCUGGUGCUCAAGGAUUUCUAUUUCAAAUACCAGAAACAUUGCCACAGGAUGUAUUAGAUAAAAUGCAUGCGCCAAAGAAAGAUGAUAAAGUACCUGUAGUCACCUAUGAUAAAUUGGAUGAUAUUUUGGUAAAUUGUGAUGGAAUCAUUUUUGGUUAUCCUACAAGAUAUGGUGGUAUGUGUGGUCAGAUGAAAACCUUCUGGGAUCAAACUGGUGGAUUAUGGAUGAAAGGUGCACUAAUGAGCAAACCAUUUUCAAUAUUUUUCUCAACAUCCACUCAAGGUGGAGGACAAGAAACAACUGCUCUUACAUCCUUAUCCAAUUUUGUUCAUCAUGGAAUGAUCUAUGUACCCAUUGGCUAUUCGAGUCCAAAAUUAGCUGACAUGAAUGAAAUUCAUGGUGGAUCAGCUUACGGAGCAGGCACACUAUCUGGUCCAGAUGGUUCUCGUCAACCGAGUGCAUUAGAAUUAGAAGUUGCAGAACAUAGUGGUAAACAUUUGACUGAAAUAGCCAUGGCAUUAAAAAUUGGACGAGACGCUUUGCCGAAAAAAGAAGCUUCACCACCAAACCCUGAACAAAAAUCUGUACCUCCAGAACCAAGCAGAAGCCGUCAAUCAUCAGCGAACUUAAAAGCCAAAGAAAAUAAAUGA